AUGUCCAAACGACGAAACAAGGCUUUUUUUUCAUCUGAUUCACGAGAAAAGGAUGAAAGAGUAUCCCCAUCGUCGGGAUCUUAUACUCAUCAUCAAGAUGAUUCGUAUAUUCCAAAAGAACGGAGGAAAUCAGAGGAUCAUGGGAAACCUUCAGAAAAAGAGGAGAACAAGAACCCUUCCGAAUCAUCCAAUUAUUCUCGUUACACCACUAAAUUCUCGUAUAUUCUCAUUGCUGUAUUACCCACAUUAUUAACUUCCAUUAUGGAUCUGUAUAUGGACAUGCACUUGACUAAAUAUUAUUUGGAAGAUAUUUGUAAGAAUAAUGCUUCUGAUGAGAAUAUUGAUCAUCAUCCUUUAUCAUGUAUUUCACCAUCCCGAUUUGGAUUAAUUCAUUCAUUUAUCCGAUCACUGAGUUUAUUUACUGAUUUUUUCAGUGCCACUAUUAUUGAUAGUCAUUCCUUUCGCCACGACACGUUAAUAAUGAUUUUGGCACCGUUGUAUUGGUUCACUAGUUGUGCCUUAUUUAUGGGUCCUUCCAUCAUGAUGAUUCAUCCUCUCUUUCAAAACUUUUCUUUCACCGAUGUUUGGUAUAUGCUGUGUUCCUUACUGAAGAAUAUGAUUCCAUUGAGGGUAUUGUAUGAUUCCAGCAUGAUGAGAAUGUGUCAAACAUGGAGUGUGAAAGAUCGAGCAGAUUUAUUUUCAUUCAAACAUCAAGCGUCCUUGUAUGGAAGUUUAUUGGGAGGAUUUUUACCGACACUUGUGACCUAUGUAUUGGGUAGACCAAUCUUUCCACAUUCUUAUGUGGGUAUUGGUUCAUGCAUGGUUGUACUUUCUUAUGUGGUCAUGGCUCAUUUCUUACGAAAAUCAACGGACAAUAGUUUCACCUCAGAGGAUUAUUCAUCGCAGAGAAAUAGUUCACAACAAAAAGUUUCAUGGAUUCCUUCGUUAAAGAAGUGUUUUGAAAAUCGAGCAUUUUUAAUCUUGCUCUACUUAUUUACAUAUGAAACAUUGAGAGGAUUGUUGUGGAAUGGUCUUUAUAUUUUGUAUUUAACCAAAGUGUUACAUCUUGAAGGUUCAGAUUUUGAUUUUUAUUCUGGGGUGAUGAAUACUGCUGGAAUGGUAGGAGCAAUGAUAUUUACUCCAGUGUGGCAAUAUAUUGCUUCAAAAUAUGGAAAUUAUAAUUGUUGGCUCUUUUCUUACAUGUUACAAAUUCCCAUUGGAGUGUUUGUUUAUUUAGCCAUUGAUUAUUCGGCCACAACCUCUCAAAUUUAUUGGUAUUUACCAUUUUUCAUGCUGCUGACAAUCACAGGAAGAGCCAGUGGAUUUUUAUUGGAUGGUAUUAAGAGUACAGUAUUUGAUUAUGAUGAGUUAAGAACUGGAGAACGUCGAGAGGCUUCUAUUGAGGCAACUUGGUCAGUAAUUCCACGCUAUGUGGACAUGCUAUCAAGCUCUAUUUCUUUUGGUAUUUUAUCGUAUUUCAAUACCUAUGGAAUGUCACCGAAUGAAAUUGCCUCUUUGAAAAAUGGGGAAUAUACAAUCAAUGGAAGACACUCGAUAUCCGUACAAGCAGCCUUGCUUCCUUCCCUGACUUCUAUUUUUUGUCUGUUGUUAAUGUACAAGUUUCCAAUUAAUGACCAAAUUCAUUCGAAAAUCCUUGCAGAGCUCAAGAAGAGACGUGAGAACAAUGAGAAGUCUUCAAUGGUUGUUGUGGUGGACCCAAUUACCAAAGAGAAAAUUCGAAUGAAUGACCAUGUUGUCGUGACGUCACAGGAGAAGAAUCAUUCUGAGAGCAUUGCACGAGAGUCAUUCACACAACAACAACCAACACUCUUGAGGACGAUUUCCAAAGACUACUUUUUUUCGUUCGAGAUUGAGAGCAUGAAGAGAAAUGCAUUCCAUUUGAGGCAUGUAGUGCAUAUUGAAAUUGUACUCAGCGCACUAUUGUUUGCGUGUUGCUUGACUUUUGGAUAUCACUUUGUACAGUCGGUCUUAUUGGGCAGAGAUAUGUUUGCGUCUUUAUUUUUGUGGUUAAGCUCGUUGACAUUCACAUGGAGUGGUUUUCAUUUGAGUAGAAUAGGCACAGCAAGAAAAAUUAUCGAAAUAAAUAGUUAUCAAAAUUGA
This is a messenger RNA of Naegleria fowleri, 2121 nucleotides long. RefSeq lists its product as uncharacterized. The coding region runs from base 1 to 2121 and encodes 706 amino acids. The transcript has a single exon. Lineage: Eukaryota; Heterolobosea; Eutetramitea; Acrasida; Naegleriidae. The record is from RefSeq and is a predicted model, not a curated record.